This is a messenger RNA of Oreochromis niloticus (Nile tilapia), 2407 nucleotides long. RefSeq names its product erythrocyte band 7 integral membrane protein. The coding region runs from base 160 to 1014 and encodes 284 amino acids. Gene Ontology annotation, cellular component: plasma membrane. The transcript has 7 exons. The record is from RefSeq and is a predicted model, not a curated record. NCBI's taxonomy places the organism in Eukaryota, Metazoa, Chordata, Actinopteri, Cichliformes, Cichlidae.
GCUACGCCCCCUUGCGUCAGAUUAACUGCAAGUAAAAACUUGGGUAAACGUCACCUCGCACUAACUGGCUGUCGCUCAUAGUGAAUAACAGACAUCUGAUAAAUAUAUCGCUAUCAUUUCCUACUGUCACUGUUAGUUAUUUAUUAUUUGACCGGUACUAUGGCUGACGACAAAGAAGAUGCUGAAAUGAAACGAGCUCGAAGUCGCGAACGGCAGUUAGCUUUGGAGAACCCAAACACUGACAUUGGCUUUUGUGGCAGGAUUCUGGUUGGGCUCUCCCUCAUUCUCCUGCUGAUUACUCUGCCCAUCUCCAUAUGGAUGUGUAUUGUGGUUGUGAAGGAGUACCAGCGAGCUAUUAUUUUUCGCCUGGGGCGCCUUUUGUCAGGAGGAGCCAAAGGACCAGGCUUGUUCUUCGUCUUGCCGUGCACUGACAAUUUUAUUAAUGUGGACAUGCGCACCGUCACCUUUAACAUCCCACCACAAAAGGUUUUGACCAGAGACUCUGUGGCAGUGUGUGUUGAUGGCGUGGUCUACUACCGGGUCCAGAAUCCUACUCUGGCCGUGGCUAACGUCAGUAACGCCGAUGCUGCUACGCAGCUAUUGGCCCAAACCACCAUGAGGAAUGUCCUGAGUAGCAAGAACCUGGCAGAGAUUCUGUCUGACCGUGAAGACAUUGCACAUUUUAUGCAGGUCACUCUGGACAAUGCCACAGAUGACUGGGGAAUCGAGGUGGAGCGGGUGGAGAUCAAAGAUGUGAAACUGCCCCCUCAGCUACUGAGAGCCAUGGCAUCUGAGGCUGAGGCCACCUGCGAGGCCCGAGCCAAGGUGAUCGCAGCAGAGGGGGAGAUGAGCGCAUCGCGGGCGUUGAAGGAAGCGUCCCUGGUGAUUGCAGAGUCUCCGUCAGCCCUGCAGCUGCGCUACCUUCAGACCCUGAACACCAUCGCUGAAGAGAAGAACUCUACCAUCAUUUUCGCGCUUCCACUGGAGAUUUUGCUGAAAUUCGUCAAUACAUGAGAAAGCAUCUAAAAGAAACCCCAAAACAUAUGCACAUACUCCCAGCAUGCAUCACUGAGCACAUAUACAUGUGUAAUAAACUUAAUUGCCUCACUGUCAUUACAUCUGACAGCAGCCAGCUAAUUUUCAUAUAGGUUUAAUUUAUAACUUCUUAUUCUUUUUUUCCAACUUUAUAAUCAAAGAAAAAAGUGACACAAUCUAGGGUACCAUCUUCUAGCCCACAGGCCUUCUUUGAGAAUUUACCCUUUAUUACAAACCUUUGAAAUUUGGCAUAUUCUGUGUUCAUCUGAGCUGGAGUUGAAUAUUUGCUUUGCCUCAGGUGCUCGGUCAGCUGAGCGGGUAGCUUGAGCCAGCAGUGGCAAUGCCCCGCAGUCAUCUUGGUGUGUCUGCCAAUAAAUGACCACUGAUUCAAUGUGUUAUAUAAUAUAUAUAUAUAAAUAAUAAUAUAUAGUUUGAGUUUUUAGUCUUAGCAUAACCUUUAACUUGAAGUUUUAUUUAUUUAAUUGAGUUUUCUUUAGUUUUAGUUUUAAGUUGUUCCAAUUCAUUAAUUAAUUUGUUCAUUUAUUAUUUAUUUGCAAGUUUGUUCAUUUAAAGCUUCAGAAAGUGUCCAAGUAUCAGGAAGCUUAAACAUGAGUUUUACAAACAUUUUAAAGCAAAGUGCCCGCUGGCUGUGUGGUAUCUGGUCUUUUAUUUUGGUUGGGGUGGUUUGGUUUGGUCUGGCUGGGGUGUGUGCUUUAGAAAGUCUUAACUUAGCGCUGUCUAUUCAUCUUACAGUCUAACGUCACAUUCUAUGCACGUCCCUGUUAUAAUUUAGCAUAUUCUUUCUGUCAGGGUGUAAAUAUUUAAACAUGUUUGAAUUUAUAUAUUGUGAAAAUGACACGUUUUAGUUCUGUUUUAAUCUGUUGUUCUGCUUUCCUACUUUUAACAUAAAUGUUUGGUCUAUUUGACCAACAAGUGAUUUAUGCCUACAGCCAUGUGAAGUUUAUUGUUCUGCUGUUGCCACACAGAGGAUUUCUUUGUUAGGAAAGGGAAAGGUUGUUCGAUUUUACUUUAGUAAGUCGUGUAGUUUUGGUUUCUGUUGCGGUAACAAUAGUGACAUUUAGGGAAUAUUGAUACAUAUGGUAACACAGCCAGUAGACAACACUGUGCUGCUGUGUUCUCUAAAGACUGUUUGAUUGUUGUCCAGUGUACCAGUUUUCAUUGUAAUUUAAAUGAAUUUAUGUUUCUGUAAGAAAACCUCAGACACAUGAAUAACUUUUUGAAGUUUUGUUCAGGAUUAAUGACUGCGUUUGCUUUGUUGUUGUUUGUAGCGCACGUUCUUUUGUGCUGUAUGAUUUGAUAUGAUUUUAUUUUGAGUUAAGUGUAUAUGACUAGAAAUAAAUCUGAAAGCAUG